Penicillium canariense is the source of this 693-nucleotide messenger RNA. RefSeq names its product phosphatase PAP2 family protein. The record is from RefSeq and is a predicted model, not a curated record. Gene Ontology annotation, biological process: lipid biosynthetic process; protein N-linked glycosylation. The coding region runs from base 1 to 693 and encodes 230 amino acids. Gene Ontology annotation, molecular function: dolichyldiphosphatase activity. The transcript has 3 exons. NCBI's taxonomy places the organism in Eukaryota, Fungi, Ascomycota, Eurotiomycetes, Eurotiales, Aspergillaceae. Gene Ontology annotation, cellular component: intracellular membrane-bounded organelle; endoplasmic reticulum membrane.
AUGGGAGACACUCCACUAGCCUCCCUGUCCUUGACUCACGUCCAUUAUAACCCCGAGGAUCCGCUGUCCUUUGCAUCGGCAUGGCUUGCGCUCAUCCCACAGGCCCUCUGCGUCUCCUAUGCGACACUGGCCUGGGCUUCGCGGGAGGUGGAAGUUCUUUUGAUGUUUGCUGGGCAGCUGGGGUGUGAAGCUUUGAAUUUCAUGCUCAAGCGGAUCAUCAAGGAAGAGCGCCCGAAGGAAAUGUUUGGCAAAGGCUACGGCAUGCCAUCGUCUCAUGCCCAAUUCAUGACCUUCUUCGCCGUCUACCUGACCCUAUUCCUCGCAUUUCGACAUUCCCCAGCCUACGCAGGCUCCUAUCCCUACUCCGACUUCUUGCUACGAAGUGCGGUGGUCGUGGGGCUCUGUGCCGGUGCAGUCGCCGUCUCGGCCAGUCGUGUCUACCUAAGCUACCAUACCCCCCGACAAGUCCUGGCAGGCUGCGGAGCUGGCUUCGUGUGUGCCUGUGGUUGGUUUGUGGUUACCGGUCUGCUCCGACGCUCAGGGUGGAUCGAAUGGGUGACCGAACUGACCGUGGCCCGUCUUUUGCGCAUUCGCGACCUGGUGGUGAGUGAAGACCUGGCUGAGGCCGGCUGGCAACGAUGGGAAGCACGGAGGUUGAAGCAGCGCCACAAUGAAGCGCCCAAGUCGGACUGA